UUCAGCCGAUACUUGUCAGAAAGUCGUGGUUUUAAUCAAAAUAAAUAAUUAAUUAUCUUGAUUUAAAAUAAUUGAAGCCAAAUGUAAAUAAUUACGUCGCAAAUAUGCCACUGUGUAGUGUAAUAGGGUGCGGCAUAAGAAAAACACCAAAUCAGCCAUCUUUAACCAUACACAGGAUCCCAAGAAAUGAGCUUAAAAAGAAAAAGUGGCUAGAAGCAAUUAGAAUGGAAAAUAUUAAGACAAAUGUAAAAGAUAUUUAUAUUUGCUCGCUACAUUUUGAUGAUAAAUGUUUCAACAAAACUCUGGAUGUGACACGACUACGAGAUGAUGCUGUGCCCUUCAAAUUUCAACAUUCCAGCCAACAUAAAACUGGAAUAUUAAAAGAAAAUCAGUUGGAAACAAUUCCUGUUUCGGUCGCCACUACAGUUACUACACCUGUUCAUAGAACUUUAGAUGUUGGAAUUCCAAAACUCCCCAUGACGAUGACCGCCGCAUGUACUGCUUCUUGUGCUUCUGUCCCUGGCACCACAAGCGUGGAUAAUCUACCGGUACGUAUACUACAAAAUGACCUACCUUAUGGCAUCCUUUCAAUCGACCCACUAACCGCCAGUUAG
This is a messenger RNA of Papilio machaon (common yellow swallowtail), 614 nucleotides long. Its product is annotated as THAP domain-containing protein 2. The transcript has 4 exons. Gene Ontology annotation, molecular function: sequence-specific DNA binding. Bases 105 to 614 code for a protein of 169 amino acids. NCBI's taxonomy places the organism in Eukaryota, Metazoa, Arthropoda, Insecta, Lepidoptera, Papilionidae. The record is from RefSeq and is a predicted model, not a curated record.